This is a messenger RNA of Saccoglossus kowalevskii, 782 nucleotides long. RefSeq names its product putative protein-lysine deacylase ABHD14B. Lineage: Eukaryota; Metazoa; Hemichordata; Enteropneusta; Harrimaniidae. The record is from RefSeq and is a predicted model, not a curated record. Gene Ontology annotation, cellular component: cytoplasm.
AUGGGUCCUCAGACCAGUGAAUCCAAUAUGGGUCCUCAGACCAGUGAUCCAAUAUGGGGCCCCAGACCAGUGACCCAAUAUGGCCCUCAAACCAGUGACCCAGUAUGGGCCCUCAGAUCAGUGAUUCAAUAUGGGGCCCAGACCAGUCUUGGUUUAUCAAAAGAUGUGAAACUGACAGUUGAUAAAGGAGAAUUCUUGCUGAAUUUUAUCAAAGCUUUGAAGCUAGAGCAUUCUGUGAUUGUGUCGCCAUCGAUGAGUGGUACAUUUGCCUUGCCAUUGCUGAUGAAGCACCCGGAAGUAUUCCGUGGAUAUGUACCAGUUGCACCUACUGGAAUAGAUCUGUUUACUCCAGAGCAGUUUGCCAAAAUUGAGGUUCCAACUCUUAUUGUGUAUGGAGAAAAUGAUCAGUCACUUGGUGAAACAUCUAUGAAGAUUCUUAGAAAUAUACCCGAUAGUCGGGUAUGUGUCAUAGAGGGCGCUGGUCAUCCAGCGUACUUAGAGAAGUCCACAAAGUGGCAUAAUUUAAUGUACAACUUUCUCACAAAUAUUCCCCAGUAAAUGAGAUACUAGGUUUGUGAAAGUAAUAAUAAUCAAUUAAUUCGAAAGGAUUAUUUAAGUAAUCAAUAAUUUACCAGUGAAUUGUGUUAAAGUUAGAUAACUGGCAAAACUUAUUUGACAGUACUUUUAAUUUUAAGUAAUUUUACCAAAAAUCGUCAGUUUACUGAUCAGCCUCACAUGUUGUGCUGCAAUAGACUAAGUUAUGAUUUGACUAGACUACAAUA